UAAGGGAGAAAAAUAAGGAGUAAAAUUUCUCCGUCUUCGCCGACUCCAAACCCUAGAUCUCCCAUCGCUGUCGAGCUCUCGUUCUGUGGAUCCCGAUCGAUUCAUCUGUAGCUUGAUCGGGAUCUUGAUUGAGAGGGUAAAGUUUUGUUCUUGAUCGGAUCGAGGCCGCCACGGCGCAAGCUGGCACCGCCGCCGGAUGGCGCUCUUUAGGAGGCUGUUCUAUCGCAAGCCUCCGGAUCGCCUUCUUGAGAUCUCCGAGAGGGUUUAUGUGUUUGAUUGUUGCUUCUCCACUGAGACAUUGGAAGAAGAUGAGUACAAGGAUUAUAUGGGCGGCAUUGUCACGCAGCUCAAUGACUAUUUCCCUGAUGCCUCAUUCAUGGUAUUCAACUUCCGGGAGGGGGAUCGGAGGAGCCAAGUCUUUGAUAUUUUAUCGGGGUAUGAUAUGACUGUCAUGGACUAUCCUCGACAAUAUGAAGGCUGUCCUUUGCUUCCUUUUGAGAUGAUACAUCACUUCUUGAGGUCAAGUGAGAGUUGGCUUUCAUUGGAAGGGCAGAACAAUGUGUUGUUAAUGCACUGUGAGAGAGGUGGAUGGCCUGUGCUUGCAUUCAUGCUUGCAGGGCUGCUGCUUUACAGGAAACAGUACACCGGGGAGCAGAAGACUUUGGAGAUGGUUUAUAAGCAGGCUCCAAAGGAGCUGCUCCAUUUAUUGUCUCCAUUGAAUCCGCAACCUUCUCAUAUGAGAUAUCUUCAGUAUAUUUCAAGACGAGGCUUGGAGUGGCCUCCUCAUGACAAGCCCUUCUAUUUGGAAUGUGUCAUUCUUACAAUUGUUCCCAAUUUUGAUGGAAAAGGGGGUUGCAGGCCAAUUGUUCGUGUCUACGGUCAGGACCCAUUGACCCCAGCAAAUAGAAGCUCUAAGAUUUUGUUCUCAUCUUUAAAGACCAAGAGACGAAUUUCCCACUACAGACAGGAAGAUAAUUCGCCUAUUAAAAUAAAUGUAAGAUGCCGUGUUCAAGGGGAUGUUGUAAUUGAAUGCAUCCACAUGGACGAUGAUUUGGAGCGAGAGGAAAUGAUGUUCAGGUUGAUGUUCAACACUGCAUUCAUCCAAUCAAAUGUUUUGCUGCUGAACCGUGAGGAGAUUGACACAGUGUGGAAUGCCAAGGAUCAGUUCCCAAAGGACUUCAAAGCAGAGGUACUCUUUUCAGACUUGGAUGCUGUUGAAUCUGAUGCCACCACAGACAUAGCUGGAGAUGAGGAUGAGACGGAUGUUGCCUCAAUAGAAGAGUUUUUUGAGGCAGAAGAGAUUUUUAGCAAUGCAGAUUGGCAGGAUAGCAAGAGGGACGCUGAGGUUAACAUGGUUCAAAUCAAAACCAUGGUGGAAGAUGGGUUUUGCAAGCUAGAAACCUCAAAUUCAGUUGACGAAGUGACUAGCCAAUCAGAUUUCAGCAAAGUUGGCAAAGAGUCAGAGAUUAUCGUCAAUUUUGACAAUGGUAACAUUGAAACUAUGGCUAUUACAGAACGGGCAGAAAUUAUAAUUGAUAAUGGGGAGUCAAUUCAAAAGGAUAUUGUUGCGGAGAAGUUAUUCACAUUAGAUGACAUGGCCACUCUUGAAGAGAAGGGAACGAUGGGUGGUAGCAACUCUAAACAGGCUGCUGAAUGUUCUCUUACACAGCCCAUGGAAGAGAAGAGUACCCUUCUAGUUGAAGGUAAGAACUUUAUUGAAGAAAACAAAUCCUCUGCAAAAGACAUGAUUGCAGUAAAAGAGAAGAGCACAAUGAAUAAUGGGAAUUUUAAGCAGGACUUUGAAGAUUCUAUUACCAUUGCUAUUGAUGAGAAGAGUGUGUUAGAGACCAAUAAGUCUGAGGUUGAUACAAAAAUUGUUAUUCAUCAAGAGCCAAAUCAUCAUGCACACCACCCAACAUCAGUUGGUGAGGCUGAUAACAGAUGUGGGAAUGGGAACUCCGUUGCUAGAAAGAAACCUCUCCCACAUGACAAGAGUCACGGGGUAGAGACACCGGAUAUGGCAAUUGGGAUUAGGUCUACAUUAAGAACUAGUGAUCACAGAAGGGAUGGAGAUAAUGUUGCAAACAACAGUGAUUUUGAUGCUCUUUCUGAGAGUAAGUCAGGAAACUUUGAUGUUGCAGAUUUAGCCCAGAGUCAUCUUCAUGAUAGAAAUAUAAAACAUGACAUAAAAAUUGUUACUGAGAAGGCAAUAAGUCUGGACGACAAGGUCAUAAUUGAAGAGAAAAGUAUGGUAGAAAUCAGCAAUUACAGAGAAGUGACUGACUGUUUUAUCACUCAGGUAUAUGAUAGUACAGGUGAAUUAGAAAGGAGCAACUUUAAACAUGAUGCAAGGAACAUGGACGAUCAAAGAACAUUUACUUCAGGCCAUAUGAAAAGUAAGGCUGAAACUCCGGCACCAGUUGGUGAAUUCACGAGACAAGGAAACAGCAGUUCCAAGCACGAUACAACCAACAUUGUUACAAGUAAGAAAUCUAAUUUUGAUGACAAGAUUCACAAGUCUGUGAUAGCAAAUGAAGUGAGAUCUCAUUCGGAAAUUCAAUCUAAUUUUGAUGACAAGAUUCACAAGUCUGUGAUAGCCAAUGAAGUGAGAUCUUACUCAGAAAUUCCUGAAUAUAAUGAGACAGAUAGUGGUAGUGUUGCUCAGCAUAAGGGAGAGCCUAAGGUUCUUAGUCAGAAGACGGUAACUGAGAUUGAACAACAAAGUAAGGAUACUUUGUUGCCAACCAUGUUGAAGAAACCACCAUCUGAUCCUAUCUUAUCCAAACAAAGGAACAAUCAAGAUUCGCUUAGCACCGACAAGAAACCAACAAAACCGAAGACCAUUUCCAGGUGGAUAACUCCAAAGAAAGGUUCCAACGCUACAAGUGUUUAUGUUCCUGCUCACCCUCCUUCGAGAUAUAACAGUGCGCCACCCGCCCUUGCGAUUUCUGCAAAUUCACUUGAUAAUGAGGCAGGUGAAACUGCUGAGGUUUCGCCAACUCUGACUUCCCACCAGAAACUGACGCUGCCCUCAGUUGAAGAGGUUGCUUCUCAUACACCUGCUCCAGUCCCACCUGCAUUGCAAGCUCAUACUUCACCACCACCAUCACCUCCACUGCCGCCUCCUCCACUGCCUGGUUUGGGCAGAGAAAUGCUAAAUCAGAUUCCACCUCCGCCUUCACUUAGACCACAACCUUCUCUGCCACCUCCUCCACCACCGCCACCGCCUCCACCUCCACCAUCUCGUCCUUUGGGGGUUUCAAUGCCUUCUACUUCACAGUCUUCUCAGACAACUUCCUCUUCUACACAAAGCAGAAUUGGGCUCCAAUCUCCUAAUCAAAUUCCCACACCUCCCCCUCCUCCACCACCACCUACAAGAUCACAUCCAGGUUCAUUUCAAGUUCCUCCACCCCCACCUCCCCCACCUCCUCCUCGAGGUCCACCCCCUCCAACAUUUGCCCCUCCACCACCACCACCUCCUCCUCCUCCCCCAAGUCUCAUGGAGCAUCAUCAGCCCCUCCCCCUCCCCCUCCACCUCCACCUCCACCGCCCUAUGCUUUCAAGGACAUCUAUAGUUUCUCCACCUCCACCACCACCACCACCACCUCCGCCACCACCUUCAAUGCGUAGCUCAUCAAGUGCUCCACUUCCACCCCCUUCCCCACCUCCUGUAAUGGCUGCAUUGACUGGGCCCAAUAGAUGUCCUUCUUUGACACCUCCACCACCACCACCACCACCACCACCUCCUCCAAUGGCUUUUGGAAGAGUACCUCCUGCCCCUCCUCCUCCUCCUCCUCCUCCUCCCCCACCUCCGCCUCCUCCUCCCCUAGAGCACUUGCAGGAGCUCCACCUCCACCUCCACCCCCCACCCCCACCUCCCCCACCUCGAGCACGUGCAGGUGGGCCACCUCCGCCACCUCCACCACCUCCCCCUCCUGCUCCUCCUGGAGCACGUGUAGGAGGGCCACCUCCACCACCCCCGCCUCCCCCUGGAGCACGUGCAGGAGGGCCACCUCCACCGCCUCCCCCUCCACUUGGAGCACGUGCAGGAGGGCCACCUCCACCUCCCCCUCCCCCAGGAGCACGUGCAGGAGCACCACCUCCGCCACCUCCCCCUGGAGGGCGUGCAGGAGCUCCACCACCACCGCCUCCUCCUGGUCGUGGAGGUCCACCUCCACCUCCACCCCCUGGGGGACGCACUUCUGGUCCUCCACCUCCACCCAGGGCCCCAGGAGCUCCUCCGCCACCUCCUGGUUCCCUCCCCUCUCAAACUGGUGCAAAAGGGGCAGUUGGAGGGAGAGGAAGGGGCAGCAUACGUCCUGCAAGCCCAGGCUUGUCUGCCUCAGCACCACGAAAGUCUACAUUGAAGCCACUGCAUUGGGUAAAAGUUACAAGAGCUGUGCAAGGAAGCUUAUGGGCAGAAUUACAAAAGUCUGAUGAUUCUCCAGGGGCUUCAGAUUUUGAUGUGUCAGAGCUUGAGAGUCUCUUCCCUGCAGUUGUCCCAAAAUCUAAUGAUAGCAAGUCAGAUGGGCGUCGCAAAUCUCUUGGAUCAAAAACUGAUAAAGUUCACCUGAUUGAGUUAAGACGAGCGAAUAAUACUGAAAUCAUGCUCACAAAAGUCAAGAUGCCACUUUCGGAUAUGAUGAGUGCUGCUCUAGCUUUAGAUGAUUCCAUUUUGGAUGUUGAUCAAGUGGAGAACCUCAUCAAAUUUUGCCCAACCAAAGAGGAGAUGGAGCUUCUCAAGAACUACAAUGGUGACAAGGAUAAUCUUGGAAAGUGUGAGCAGUUUUUCUUAGAGUUGAUGAAAGUUCCCAGAGUGGAAUCCAAGUUGAGAGUGUUUUCUUUCAAAAUCCAAUUCAAUGCACAGAUUUCAGAUCUUAGAAAUAGUUUGAACACUGUGGACAAUGCAUGUGUGCAGAUUCGGAACUCAGUGAAACUGAAGGAAAUUAUGAAGAAAAUUCUUCUUCUUGGGAAUACAUUAAACCAGGGAACUGCUAGAGGUUCAGCUAUUGGUUUUCGUCUCGACAGUCUUCUGAAACUUACUGAUACCCGUGCCACUAAUAAUAAAAUGACACUCAUGCAUUACUUGUGUAAGGUUCUUGCCUCAAGAUCCUCACAUCUCCUGGACUUUCAUGAAGAUCUUCCUAGCCUGGAAAUUGCAUCGAAGAUUCAAUUGAAGUCCUUGGCUGAAGAAAUGCAAGCUAUUGUCAAAGGUCUAGAAAAGGUUGAACUAGAACUGACGGCAUCAGAAAGUGAUGGCCCAGUAUCAGAAGUAUUUCGCAAGACCUUGAAGGAGUUCAUUGCAGUAGCUACCGCUGAUGUUCGGACUUUAUCAUCCCUGUAUGCAUCAGUGGGCAGGAAUGCAGAUGCACUAGCCCAGUAUUUUGGCGAAGAUCCAGCUCGAUGUCCAUUUGAACAAGUUAUCUCCACACUGCUGAACUUCGUGCGGAUGUUCCGGCGGGCACACGACGAAAACUGCAAGCAGAUUGAACUGGAGAGAAAGAAGGCCCAGAAAGAAGCUGAAAUGGAGAAGUCAAAAUCUGGAAUCCAUACUCAUAGAAGAGACUCUAGCUCAACUGAUGCAGGCGAAUCACUGAAAGGCCAAUUGGAGAGGGCAAAAUCUUCGAAGAGGCAAAAAACCGAUAUUAGAUGAUCAUUAACUUGCACUAACCUCAGGAAAUAUAUCUGAAUUCCAGAGUCUGUCACCAGUUGAUGACCGAAUGCAAGUCGGAGAUGACCACCGCUGCAAAUCCGGCAUCCUUGUACAUAAGCUCGCCUCAAUCGCAUUUUUCAGUCUAACUAGUUGAAGUCACCUGGCAAACACAACGCAACGCCCAGAUUUUUGUAUACUUGUAUAGAGUUAACCCCCUGCUGAUCUAUUCUUUCUGUAAAACUAAUCCCUUUUUAAUCAAUUAUUUUUUCCCAUUUCUUUUUCACUACAGUGUUCAAUCUGAGCAGUGGUCUAGAAAAAUUGUAUAUUUUGUAUUUAUAUUAAGUAAUGAAAUAAUAACUCAUAAGAAUCA
This is a messenger RNA of Dioscorea cayenensis subsp. rotundata (Guinea yam), 6023 nucleotides long. RefSeq names its product formin-like protein 20. The record is from RefSeq and is a predicted model, not a curated record. NCBI's taxonomy places the organism in Eukaryota, Viridiplantae, Streptophyta, Magnoliopsida, Dioscoreales, Dioscoreaceae.